CCGCUGGAGACGGUGGAGAAGGACGUGGCCGGUUGUAAGAACCGAAAGUACCACAACUCGGCGUACAAGAUCCACCGAACGGGCAAGCCGGCGCUCUACUUGGCGGCCGAGUGCGCCACCCCGCUGCACACGCUGCACAACGUGCUGCAGAAGCCCGUCCUUUACGACAAACUGGUUAGAGCGGACGUGGAACGGAUAGUGGGCGAAUUCUGCGAGACGCUGAGCACCGUCAUAGCUAAGAGCCCGGAGUGCAGGGGCAAGUGCCAGCUGGUCUACUUCGAUGACACCGACCCCGCGCAGAACCUCGCCGACAUACUCCUGGACCAGAUCCGAAUAUUGGAGCCCCACUUCGAAAACAUCGGGAACAAC
This is a messenger RNA of Iphiclides podalirius (scarce swallowtail), 369 nucleotides long. The record is from the annotation of a GenBank genome assembly. Lineage: Eukaryota; Metazoa; Arthropoda; Insecta; Lepidoptera; Papilionidae.